This is a messenger RNA of Arabidopsis lyrata subsp. lyrata, 1646 nucleotides long. Its product is annotated as protein DETOXIFICATION 44, chloroplastic-like. The annotation marks the transcript as partial. The transcript has 13 exons. NCBI's taxonomy places the organism in Eukaryota, Viridiplantae, Streptophyta, Magnoliopsida, Brassicales, Brassicaceae. Gene Ontology annotation, biological process: transmembrane transport. The record is from RefSeq and is a predicted model, not a curated record. Gene Ontology annotation, molecular function: antiporter activity; xenobiotic transmembrane transporter activity. Gene Ontology annotation, cellular component: membrane.
AUCUCCCGCCGUCACCGCUUCUUCUCAGCGACCGGAAAAACAGCAGAAUCCUCUGACGUUACAGAAUCUCCCGGACCGGAUUCUGAUCACAAACCGGAUCCUGGGAUUGGUAAAAUUGGAAUGGAGAUUAUGUCAAUUGCAUUACCUGCUGCAUUAGCUUUAGCUGCUGAUCCUAUAACAUCUCUUGUGGACACUGCCUUCGUUGGCCAUAUUGGUUCUGCAGAAUUAGCUGCAGUAGGAGUCUCAGUUUCUGUAUUCAAUUUGGUGUCGAAGCUCUUCAAUGUUCCUUUGCUAAACGUCACAACAUCGUUUGUUGCGGAGGAGCAAGCAAUUGCUGCUAAAGAUGAUAAUGAUUCUACGGAAACAAGCAAGAAAGUGCUGCCUUCUGUUUCAACAUCAUUAGUUCUUGCUGCUGGAGUUGGUAUUGCAGAGGCGAUUGCGCUAUCUCUAGGGUCUGAUUUCUUGAUGGACGUCAUGGCUAUACCUUUUGAUUCACCAAUGCGGAUACCAGCAGAGCAGUUCCUCAGACUUAGAGCGUAUGGUGCACCACCAAUUGUAGUUGCAUUGGCUGCGCAAGGAGCUUUUCGAGGUUUCAAGGACACAACGACGCCUCUAUAUGCCGUUGUUGCAGGGAAUGUGCUUAAUGCGAUAUUGGAUCCAAUCCUGAUAUUUGUCCUUGGUUUUGGUAUCUCUGGUGCUGCGGCUGCUACUGUGAUUUCUGAAUACUUGAUUGCAUUUAUUCUUCUGUGGAAGUUGAAUGAGAAUGUAGUUUUGCUCUCUCCUCAAAUCAAAGUGGGAAGAGCCAACCAGUACCUCAAAUCAGGUGGGCUUCUGAUUGGUAGAACGGUAGCUUUGCUUGUGCCGUUCACAUUAGCUACUUCGUUAGCAGCUCAAAAUGGACCCACUCAAAUGGCUGGCCAUCAAAUCGUCUUGGAAGUCUGGUUGGCUGUCUCUUUACUCACCGAUGCUUUAGCCAUUGCUGCACAGAGUCUUCUUGCCACCACUUUCUCUCAAGGAGAAUACAAACAAGCCCGGGAAGUUAUCUUCGGAGUCCUUCAAGUAGGAUUAGCAACUGGAACUGGUUUGGCUGCUGUAUUGUUCAUCACUUUCGAACCAUUUUCAAGCUUAUUCACAACGGAUUCAGAAGUUCUAAAGAUUGCUUUGUCAGGGACCUUAUUUGUGGCUGGAUCCCAACCGGUGAAUGCUCUAGCGUUUGUUUUGGAUGGGCUUUAUUAUGGUGUCUCUGACUUUGGAUUUGCCGCCUAUUCUAUGGUGAUUGUCGGAUUCAUAUCUUCCUUGUUCAUGCUUGUGGCUGCACCAACGUUUGGCCUUGCCGGGAUCUGGACUGGUUUAUUCCUCUUCAUGGCAUUGCGGUUGGUUGCCGGAGCCUGGAGAUUGGGAACAAGAACCGGUCCAUGGAAAAUGCUGUGGUCUGCUCCAGAGAAGCCAGAAUGAGAGGGAUCGUUGUUUCUGCAUCAAUAUUUUUGUGGUAUGAUGCGUGACUCUUAAGUUAAGAUAAUGAAAAUGUAGUAAACUAACAGUGUAAAAAACAGAGUCUUAUAGUAUAUUGAUGCAGCAUAAACACUAAGCUAGAAUCUGAAAAACUCUAAAUAUGAAUCGAAUCCACCUCCCUGGUGAUAACUGGA